Molecule: messenger RNA, 906 nt
Organism: Microthlaspi erraticum
Lineage: Eukaryota; Viridiplantae; Streptophyta; Magnoliopsida; Brassicales; Brassicaceae
Source: the annotation of a GenBank genome assembly
AUGGAGCCAAGGAGCAAUUUUGAAGAUUUGAUAACUUUCAUCAAGAGUUCUCAUAGAGAGCAUACAGCCUUGAUUGAUGAGAGAUUGGAGUCAGCCUUCACUAGAUUGAAUGAGAAGUUGGAUUCUAUUUCUUCUUUCACAAGAGACUUGGAUCUUAGAGUUGCCAACAUAGCCAGCUCUAUUAAGAGAGAAGAAGGUGUGCUACCAGGAAAAGUGGAAAUCAAUCCAAGGAGAGCAGCUGUAGCAGCUAUCACUCUUAGGAAUGGAAAAGGGUAUGAACCACCAGCAUACCCAGAUCAAGAGGAAGCAAAGCCGCCAGUCAAGAAGAAACCAAUGGAGUAUGUUAUCAUUGGAGAUGGGACUGAACCACCUAAGGAAGUCCAUGUCAGAAUAGAACCAGGAACUCAGGAGGAAGUGGAGAAGCCACCUGAAGAACCAAGAGUGUAUGAGCCAAAGAUCCCAUACAGAAAUGUUCUUUCUCAACCCAAGAAGGAGAAGGAGCAAGCAAAGCUCAAGGAUCUUGUUAGCCAACUUUCAGUAAGGUUACCUUUCAUUGAUGCUUGCCAAAUAAUUCCAUCUCUCAGGAAGUAUAUGAAGGCCAUACUCACAAGCAAUGUGAGUCUUGAAGAAGGAGCAAUGAUGAUUACAAAGGAGUGUAGUGCCAUACUUCAGAAUCGCAUGCCAGAGAAGCUGAACGACCCAGGGAGUUUUGUUUUGUCUUGCAAGAUCGGUUCUACACACUUCCAUAGAGCACUUUGUGAUUUGGGUUCUAGUGUGAACCUAAUGCCUUACUCAGUGGCCAAGCUAUUGGGCAUCACUGACUUCAAACCUACAAAGAUCUCUCUAGUCUUUGCAGACAGAUCUGUUCGCCGCCCUGUUGGUGUUAUUAUGGAUGUUCCCAUCUGA